Molecule: messenger RNA, 1431 nt
Organism: Gordionus sp. m RMFG-2023
Lineage: Eukaryota; Metazoa; Nematomorpha; Gordioida; Chordodea; Parachordodidae
Product: UBX domain-containing protein 1-A-like
Exons: 11
Coding region: 62-1204 (380 amino acids)
Biological process (GO): negative regulation of protein K48-linked deubiquitination; negative regulation of protein ubiquitination; negative regulation of proteasomal ubiquitin-dependent protein catabolic process
Cellular component (GO): nucleus; cytoplasm
Molecular function (GO): K48-linked polyubiquitin modification-dependent protein binding
Source: RefSeq, a predicted model, not a curated record
AUUUGGUUUAUCAUUUUAUUUCGAUAAAGUGCCGUCUUUUUAAGCGAAUUUUUUUAAAUCGAUGGCCGAGGAAACUACCUCUACUGACUUAUUAAUGGAAAUGGGAUUUCCUUUGCAAAAAAUUUUUCAGGCUAUUUUGACCACAGGCAGUCAAGAUAUUGGCCAACUCAUCACAUGGAUGGAAGAAAACGAAGUUUUUGAAAAUGCUAAUGAUUCCCUACAAACUACCCUGCCAUCAAAAUCAACUGAUCAAAAAAGUGUUGAUUCAUUUGAUCCAUCAAAAUCUGCUGGUCAACAAACUCUUGAUUCAUUAAUCAGUCAAAAGGUUGAGGAUGAUAAGUUAGAAAAUAAUAAAAAGUCUAACACAUUUAAAUGCAAAAUAUGUCAAAAAUUAUUUAAAAAUGAUGAAAUAGCAGCCAUUCAUGCUUCUAAAACUGGUCAUGCUGAUUUUGAAGAGAGUAAUGAAGAAUUAAAACCAUUAACAGAGGAAGAAAAAAAACUUAAAGUUGAAGAAUUACAAAAAACUUUAGAGAAACGCAGAUUAGAAAAAGAGAAAGAAGAAGAAGAAGAAUCCAGAAAAAGAGAACAACAAAGGAGGAAGCAAGGCAAAGAAUUUUUAACUAUCAAAGAAAAGAUAAGGGAACAAGAAUUGCUCAAAAUGGCGGAUGAAAGGAAAAGGGAAAAAAUGGAAGAUCAAAUGGCCAAACAACGCAUCAAAGAUUUGAUAGAGAGGGAUAAAAUGGACCGAAUGAAAAAGUUUAAUUAUAUCGAGUCUGAUCAAGUCAAUCCUAUUGAUUCUCUCAACAAUUGUCCUUCCACCAAUAGUUACAAUCAUGAAUCUGUCAAAGAAAAUCAACAAAUUACCGAAAAUGACGAUAUAGUAUUCAGAGGCAACGGUUUGGAUAAGAAGGAGUACGACAAAUGUGAUUUACAGAUCCGAAUGAUAGACGGGAAAAUUUUGAAACACAGUUUUGGUGCUAAGGAGGAAUUAGCGGCGGUGAGACUUUUUGUUUUAAUGAAUUCGACUCAUAAUUUUGAUGACACGGCUCAAUCUCCUCUUCCCGUUAGCCUUAUGACCCCCUUUCCAAAGAGGGUAUUUUCAGAAGGGGACAUGUCGAAACCAUUAUCUGAACUGGAAAGCUUGCUCACGCUCUCACAUAGAAUAAGCGGGCGGGCUAAAAACAUGACCAUUGCAGACCUUUAAUAGAGAUUUCAUUAAGCUUGGUUCCGAAAGCAGUUUUGACUGUCACAAGACAAAAAGCUUGAAUUCUCAAAGAUUUUUCAAAUUAUAUUGAUAAUUUUUAAAUAUUUUGUGGGAAACAUGUCUAUUUUUGAAAUAUAUAUUUUAUUUAUAUAGUUUAUACAUUUUGAUAUAUUAUUAUAUUGAUACUGAAACUAAAAAUAUAUUUCAAUGUUUUCCAUUCAAUAAAA